GAGCUCAUGCAGUUACUAAAGAAGAAAGACGAGGAGAUCGUCGACCUAAUGAGUCGAUUACGAUAUUCUCAAGCCGACUUCCACAACCUGCAAAGGAUGUCCAAGCUCGAAAAGCAAAAAGCGCAGACAUAUGCCGUCACCGCCCUCGCAAAGUCCCUGCUCACAACACUUGACAACCUGCACAUGGCUCUUCACUCUAUCCCCGACUCUAUCCUCGACGUCUCUAAAACUGCUUCAAGCGCAGCAAAGAAACCAGAUCCAGAAUUCUUCACUCCUUCGACCCACACCAGCCUCAAGCAGCUGCAUGAAGGCGUAAUGCUCACACGCAACUCGCUGCUUCAAGCCCUCAAGUCGCACGGAGUCGAACCAUUCGAUGCCAAGGGCGAGGCUUUUGACCCGAAUUUCCAUGAAGCGUUAUUCGAGGUACCUGUGACUGAUGAGAUGGAGGGCAAAGUCGUCGAGGUCAUGAAGGGCGGGUACAAGAUCGGUGAUCGGGUGUUGCGUGCAGCGCAAGUCGGCGUGGGGAAG
Dacryopinax primogenitus is the source of this 528-nucleotide messenger RNA. RefSeq names its product GrpE nucleotide exchange factor. Gene Ontology annotation, molecular function: adenyl-nucleotide exchange factor activity; protein-folding chaperone binding; protein homodimerization activity. Gene Ontology annotation, cellular component: PAM complex, Tim23 associated import motor. Lineage: Eukaryota; Fungi; Basidiomycota; Dacrymycetes; Dacrymycetales; Dacrymycetaceae. Gene Ontology annotation, biological process: protein folding; protein import into mitochondrial matrix. The annotation marks the transcript as partial. The transcript is spliced from 2 exons. The record is from RefSeq and is a predicted model, not a curated record.